This is a messenger RNA of Cyphellophora europaea CBS 101466, 978 nucleotides long. RefSeq lists its product as uncharacterized. The coding region runs from base 1 to 978 and encodes 325 amino acids. Gene Ontology annotation, molecular function: hydrolase activity, acting on carbon-nitrogen (but not peptide) bonds. The transcript is spliced from 5 exons. Lineage: Eukaryota; Fungi; Ascomycota; Eurotiomycetes; Chaetothyriales; Cyphellophoraceae. Gene Ontology annotation, biological process: carbohydrate metabolic process. The record is from RefSeq and is a predicted model, not a curated record.
AUGGUCAACUUCGAUCCAAAGUAUGAUAUACAACGCGACCUCGAAGGCUUUGGUGAGGAAUCGUUCGAUCCGCAAUGGCCUAACGGGGCUCGCAUAGCGGUCUCGUUCGUACUCAACUACGAGGAGGGUGCUGAGCGUACCUAUCACAAUGGCGAUGGACACUCAGAGCCGUACUUGUGGGAAAAGGGCGCGUCUGGCGGGUACAAGGAGGGUGCUCCCUAUGUCAAUGCGGAAUCGGAGUAUGAAUAUGGUAGCCGCGUGGGUGCUUGGAGACUGCUGCGCCUCUUCAAGGAGUUUGGCUAUCAGUGGACGACCUAUGCUGUUGCACAGGCGAUGAAAGUCAACCCACGCUUCGCUAAGGCGUGCGUCCGGGAUGGCCAUGAGAUCGCUACCCACGGCCUCCGCUGGCUCGACAUCUGGGACUACGAUCUCCAGAAGGAAAAGGACUACAUCAUCGAAAGCCUCAAGGUCUUGAAAGAAGUCACAGGUGAGAUGCCGGUCGGAGCCUACUAUGGUCGCGGGACUCCCAACACCAAGGCGCUUUUCCCCGAGGCAUUCAAGGAGGCCGGCUGUGAGAUGCUUUGGAACUCGGAAGCAUACAACGAUGAUGUGCCUUACUGGACCGACCUGCCGGCCGAGAAGGAUUUACCAGAUGAUCAGAAAAAGGGCAUGCUCAUUAUUCCUUACAACUACGACUGCAAUGCAGACGGCAAAUUCCACAUGAGCCCUGGAUUCGUUGGAAGCGACAUGUACGAAAAGUACCUAAAGGCCACCUUCGACAUGCUAUACCGAGAAGGUGGUAAGAUCAUGAAUAUACCCAUGCAUAGUCGCAUUGUGGGGAAGCCCGGCCGCUCGGAAGCCUUACGCAACUUCAUGAAGUAUAUUCAGGAGCACGAAGGUGUAUGGGUCGCGACAAGGCGCGACAUUGCGACGCAUUUCCGGAGCAAGUUCCCCUACAGACCGGGUCACCGAGCGUGA